Messenger RNA from Aspergillus versicolor CBS 583.65, 2514 nucleotides. RefSeq lists its product as uncharacterized. NCBI's taxonomy places the organism in Eukaryota, Fungi, Ascomycota, Eurotiomycetes, Eurotiales, Aspergillaceae. The transcript has 4 exons. The record is from RefSeq and is a predicted model, not a curated record. Bases 270 to 2174 code for a protein of 634 amino acids.
ACAACGAAUGCUGCUGGCAUCUGCAGCUCUUGACCAGUCACCCACCGCGACCGGGGGCCCCAGAUGCACUGGCGAUGUCAUGUCGAUCCCUUUGGCUCGUUCAACUGGUUUUGAUGGAGAUUUUCAUCGAGCGCCACGGUGCUUGGCGGGUUGUUGCGGGACCAACUGGGCCCCCCAGUGACUAAUUCAAAUGCUUCUUUAUCCUGCUGCGUCUCUUCCCUUCUCCUCUUUUCGCCUCUCGACUUCUGCUUCAUCACCACACCGUCCCAAUGGAUCCGAUAGAGCCGGCAGGCCCGUCUCCGGACCAUCUUGCUGCUCCCCAGCCGCGGUCUCGACGCGCUUCUGCUGCAGCGAAUCCUUCUGCCCAAGAUCGGACGGUAUCCGGGGCCCCGACGGCUCGGCCGCGCGCCUCAUCUGUGCGCUCAAACCACUCCAAUCGCUCCUCUAUUCGCCUUUUUCGCCCGCCUUCAUUUACCAACCUACCUUCGUCUCCCGCACUGCAAAAUACAAGUAAUCUAGGCCUCAGGAACAAUGGGUCGCGUGCGUCCUUUGCGAAUCUCGGUGGGAACCCUCCCCAGGAACCCGAGGGACCCAGUGAUGCUUUCGAAGGCGGCCGUCGCCGCAGUAGCUCCGAGCCCCGUCGAGGACGGUGGUCGGCACCUAAUCCAGCUGAUCUACCGCGCCUCCAGCCUGGACAGCCCAUGCGAACCGUCAUGGAGGAGCCUCAGAGCCCCGGCAGUGCUCGCCCAACCUUGGAACUCGUCCGACCAGCCCCAGUGCCCGAACAACCGAAGGAUGGUGAUCGGAGGAACAUUCUACGAAGGACAAGUGCAGCAGCAUUAAAUAAAUUCUCCCGCAACCGAGCUCAAACUGUCGGCGGCCCUUCCCCUCAGCCAGAGACUAACGCCCGGGAAUAUGAUUCGCACCUUGUGGACGUUUUGGAUGUCAUCGACCCUCAGGUUUCGGCUCUUACUACUCUUACCAAUGUCCAGAACUCGCUGUUUGUUCCAAAUCUAGGUCCUCUUGUGAAUCGCAAUCAGACGUAUACACUUUCACCUCCCUCUGGUUUAGAAGGAGAGGAGUCAACGUCGACAGAAGAAGAUGAAGAGAAGGAAGACAGAAAGGGGCUCGAACCUGGUGCUCCCUUAGAGAGGCCGAUUACUAGCAUUUCCGCUGUGUUGGAUGAGAGAGAGCCUCGCUUUGCCAUACUACCAGAUGGCACCAAUCUUGCAGGCUGGUCAUACCAGGACAUUGAAGAGUUGAAUGACCAUGUGCGACAUAUGCUGCAUUCGCGUCGCUCAAAAUUCAAGCGAUCCAUGAAAGGGUUCGGUAAAUACGUCUCUAAACCUCUUGGAUUUCUGAUCACUUUAUACGCGACUCUCAUUACACUCUUUGGCCUUGCAUGGGUCCUCUUCCUUAUCGGUUGGAUCAACGUUGGCGGACGACAGUCAUAUAUCAUCAAUGUCAUUGACAAUGUACUAGUGGCUCUAUUCGCCAUCAUGGGUGAUGGGCUGGCCCCGUUCCGUGCAGUUGAUACCUACCACAUGAUAUUCAUCGCACAUUACACUUUCACGACCUGGAGGAUUCGCAAAAAGCGCCGGCUCCCAGAUUUGAAAGAUAAGAAUGACUUGCCAUCUCGGGGGGAGGAUCAAGCAGAUGCUGAUAUCGAAGCCGGAGAACUCCCCAAAGAGGAUGAGCAUGAGUUCAGCGUGCUCAAUCGUGUGCAGCAGCUGAAAUUGCAGCACCACCAAACCAAAUUUGCGAAGUCCCAUACCUUUUACAAACCUCACGAAACCAUAACUCACCAUGCCUUCCCGCAACGUUUUCUCAUCGCCAUUGUGGUUAUUUUGGACUGCCAUUCACUUCUUCAGAUCGCCCUCGGCGCUUGUACAUGGGGUAUCAGCUACCAUGUACGGCCAUUCGCUCUCACCACCGUCAUCCUCUGCUGUUCAAUCACGUGUAACAUCACUGGAGGUGUCCUGAUCACGAUCGGGGACCGAAUGACGCGCAAAAAGGACGUGGUCGAACGAAUGUUCCGCCAGCAACUCACCAAAGAGGCAAUGAAGAAGAUGCAAAAGAAGAGAAGAAGGGAAGAAGAGAAAACCAACGCCGAAAAUCCUGGAUCGAUGUCAGAUUCAUCGUCGAAUGCCCUCCAGGUUUAUGAGGGUACAUGAUGAUCGGACUCUACCUUUCUCUCUCGCCCUUACAAUGCCUGACAGUCUUCUCACAAGUUCUACGACCUAAACUUCAUGUUCACGAUUUUCUUUCCAUUUUCAGUAUACUAUACGAUAUAUAAUAUUGGCUCUCAUAUAUACUGAUCUCUGCCAUGUUAAAAGAGCGCUUAUCCUUUAUUUUUGCAACUUGUUUCCUAUAGCAUCUGUCAGCGUAUGAUGCCGUGAUUGAUACCACUAAUGUUCUUACUUCUGUUCCUCAAGAUACUGUAUAUUUAGCACCCCUAAUUAUCAUCCUCAAUCUAUCCAAACCGAAACACGAGUGUUUGGAUCUUGCAUAUAC